AUGUUGGGAGCUAAACUAGACUACAACAUAGCUUACCAUCCUCAGACUGAUGGACAGACUGAGAGAGUGAACCAAGUGCUGGAGAUGUACCCCAGGUGUCUAACUUAUUUAGAGCCUAGGAGAUGGAACCAGUGGUUGUCUUUGCAGAGUGGUGACCAGGUGGCUGCAGUAGGAGACUACAUCAGGGAAAGGCAACAGAUGGACAACAUGUUGAAACUAAACUUGAAACUAGCUCAAGAGAGGAUGAAGAAGUAUGCAGAUGAAAAGAGGAGUGAGAGGGUGUUUAGUGAAGGAGAUUGGGUGUAUCUAAGGCUACAACCGUAUAGACAAAGUUCAUUAGCCUUGAGGGGGAAUACCAAACUCUCAGCUAAGUACUUCGGCCCAUACAAGAUAGAGGAAAAGAUUGGUAAUGUAGCUUUCAGACUAAAACUGCCUACCACUUCAAAGGUCCACCCUAUUUUUCAUGUCUCUCUGCUCAAGAGGAAGGUGGGAGACAAGGUCACGCCUACACUCCAGCUGCCAAAAACGAAUGAAAAGGGUCACUGGAAGGUUGAACCAGUAGUAGUACUUGAUAGGAGGAUAGUGAAGAGAAGAAAUGCUGCUGCAAUUCAAUGGUUGAUCCACUGGUGGGGCGCGGAUCCUGCAGAAGCCACAUGGGAGGAUGUUGAAAAGAUUGAAGGGCAGUUUCCCAUGUUUCAAUCUUGA
Messenger RNA from Coffea arabica (coffee), 705 nucleotides. The record is from RefSeq and is a predicted model, not a curated record. NCBI's taxonomy places the organism in Eukaryota, Viridiplantae, Streptophyta, Magnoliopsida, Gentianales, Rubiaceae.